Messenger RNA from Microdochium trichocladiopsis, 1686 nucleotides. Its product is annotated as major facilitator superfamily domain-containing protein. The record is from RefSeq and is a predicted model, not a curated record. Gene Ontology annotation, biological process: transmembrane transport. Gene Ontology annotation, molecular function: transmembrane transporter activity. Lineage: Eukaryota; Fungi; Ascomycota; Sordariomycetes; Xylariales; Microdochiaceae. Bases 1 to 1686 code for a protein of 561 amino acids. The transcript is spliced from 5 exons. Gene Ontology annotation, cellular component: membrane.
AUGCACGAACGGAACGCGCAGAGGGCUCGGCUCGUGUCGAGUGCCGCCGCCACCAUCAUAUCGCUCGCUUGUGGAACGAAUUAUGUGUACUCGGCAUGGGCACCCCAGUUCGCCGACAAGCUGCACCUGUCGGCGACGGAGUCAAAUCUCAUCGGCCUGGCUGGCAAUCUAGGCAUGUACCUCUUCGGUAUCCUAACCGGCAUGUUUGUCGACGCCAAAGGGCCCAGGCCUGCUGUGGCUGUGGGCUCUGUAUUACUGGGUCUGGGGUAUUACCCGCUCCAUACUGCCUAUGAGGCUGGCCAAGGUUCGGUGCCAUGGCUUUGCUUCUGCUCAUUGCUGACAGGUCUUGGCGGAUGCAUGGCCUUCGCUGCUGCUGUCAAAACGUCUGCCCUGAACUGGCCUCACCAUCGUGGCACGGCUACUGCGUUCCCUCUUGCAGCUUUUGGGCUCAGCGCAUUCUUCUUCUCCCUCGUCGGCUCCAUCUGCUUCCCUGGAAACCCCAGCAAGUUCCUGGCGUUACUCGCCUUCGGCACCUUUGCCAUGACUCUGUCUGGAUUCUUCUUUCUGAGGGUGCUGCCACCAACACCAUCCACUUACCACGCUGUGCCCGAACAGGACGACCUGGUAGAUUCCCAAGUCCUCCAUCGCACCGAGUCGCACGACUCGAAGCUGCAGCGCGGCGGCCCUGAUCUCGAACCUGGUAUGUCACAAGACUUUAAGAACAACACAGCCACCACCACUAUUGGCGCUGCCGGCGCUGUUGGGCAGCAAGCCAUCACAGCAGAUUACCCCGAGGGGACCGACAUCGCGGAGUCUUCAAGCCGGCCACAGCAAUCCACUGGUCGAGCCCCUCCCGAUGCCCGCGAAGACGUCGAUGAGACGUCGUCUCUCAUGUCCUCUGAGUCCGCCGUGUCGACAUUACCGGGUGAUGUGUUAGUGCAGGACAGUGUUGAUCUGGAACUCUCCCACCGUCUAGAUAUCCGCGGCGUGAAACUCUUGAAGAAUGUAGAGUUCUGGCAGCUCUUCAGUAUCAUGGCACUGCUGGCCGGCAUAGGACUGAUGACUAUCAAUAACAUUGGCAAUGACGCCACUGCUCUGUGGAAGCAUUGGGAUAAUUCAAUUGACGACAAGAAGCUCGCCCUGAAUCAGCAGCUGCAUGUGUCGAUCCUCUCGGUUGGCAGCUUCUUCGGUCGUCUUCUGAGCGGUGUAGGAUCGGACUUCCUUGUCAAAUCGUUGCACGCCAGCAGGAUCUGGUGUCUCGUUGUUGCUUCGGGCAUCUUCACUGUUGCGCAGAUAUGUGCGCUCAACAUUGAAAAUCCUCACUUUCUUGGCUUCGUCUCUGGUUUCAGUGGCUUGGGUUAUGGAUUCCUCUUUGGCGUUUUCCCCUCCAUUGUUGCCGAAAGCUUUGGAAUUCACGGCCUAUCUCAGAACUGGGGCGCCAUGACAUUGUCGCCAGUGUUGUCCAGCAAUGUCUUCAACAUCUUCUACGGUUCUGUCUUUGAUGCGCACUCCAUCGUUGAGGCUGACGGCAGCAGAGGAUGUGAGGAAGGCCUCUAUUGCUACUAUGCUGCUUAUCAAGCAACACUACUAGCAUGCGGUAUUGGCAUUGCUCUGACCCUGUGGGUCAUUUGGCACCAGAAGCAGGUCAAAGAACGGGCAGGCAACAAGACAAUUGGCAGGGAUUAG